GGCACUUCGCAAUUCGAAAAAUGGCAACGACCCAGGUUACCACUACCCCAUUAAUGCAUUGAACAUUUGGUGUUUUUUAAUGUCACUACACGUAGGAACAAGUUCUUCUCUUGCAUUCCUCGACGUUCCUUAUCAUUAUCUUUCACUUGGGGUUCUUUUUCACCUUCACCUUCGUUUUUUUUGAUCAUUUUACAGUGUUGUACAUCUACUAGUCUCAGAAUCAUUCAUCAAGGGAAAACAGAACGGAAAAGGAGUAAUCAUGGUCGCUCAAUCCGAAUCUCAAUCCACUCAUCCCCCAGCUCUAAACUCCACAGCAUCAUAUCGUAUUUCCAGACCUCUCCUCGUCGGUCCUUCGUCACCCAUUUAUCCUGGUUCCCCGUACCCGAUCCGCUUGCAAGGCCCGGUCUGCAAAGGAUUCGGAAGAGGCGGUAAAGACCUCGGGUGUCCCACUGCGAAUCUACCUGAUGACGAUAACGGUGGAAUUGGAACCGGUGUACAAGAAAUGCGCGGAAAAGUUGAUACUGGGGUGUUUUAUGGUUUCGCAAAGGUUAUUCCGCCUUCAUCCAACGAUCACAUCGACCACUCCACCCUCCCGAUGGUAAUGUCCCUCGGCUGGAACCCGUUUUACAAAAACGAACGCUUGACAGCUGAAAUACAUUUAUUACAUGAAUUCGAGAAUGAUUUUUAUGGAUACGAUAUGAAGGUGUUGGUGUUGGGGUAUAUAAGACCGGAAUUGGAUUAUGUUAGUCGAGAAGCACUCAUAGAAGACAUCGACACAGACAAACGUGUAGCACUAAACUGUCUUGCCAGACCGGAUUACGCCCGGUUCGCCGAGGACGAGUUCUUCCUCGAUGAUAAAUCCAGUGGGGCUCAGAAGUCUGGGCGAGCGGUGAACGGUGAUGCGUGGAAGGAGGAGCAGGAAGAGAUGACCAAGUUAUAACCCGUCGUAGUUGGCGUGGGCCCAAGGGUUGGAUGUAAUAGAGAUAGAAUGGACUCUGAAGAUAGAGACGCAGUCGAGAGAAGGUUACUCUUGUGUAUGGCGUGUUGUGCAUAGUAAAUAGUAAAUAGAUAGAUAAAGGCAAACUACGGAAUACAAUUUACAGUGUCCAGAGCA
Messenger RNA from Lentinula edodes (shiitake mushroom), 1114 nucleotides. RefSeq lists its product as uncharacterized. Gene Ontology annotation, biological process: riboflavin biosynthetic process; FMN biosynthetic process. Bases 260 to 940 code for a protein of 226 amino acids. The record is from RefSeq and is a predicted model, not a curated record. Gene Ontology annotation, cellular component: mitochondrion. Lineage: Eukaryota; Fungi; Basidiomycota; Agaricomycetes; Agaricales; Omphalotaceae. The transcript is spliced from 2 exons. Gene Ontology annotation, molecular function: riboflavin kinase activity.